Messenger RNA from Nothobranchius furzeri (turquoise killifish), 1009 nucleotides. It is a transcript of the gene anapc10, whose product is annotated as anaphase promoting complex subunit 10. Gene Ontology annotation, biological process: protein K11-linked ubiquitination; anaphase-promoting complex-dependent catabolic process. NCBI's taxonomy places the organism in Eukaryota, Metazoa, Chordata, Actinopteri, Cyprinodontiformes, Nothobranchiidae. The record is from RefSeq and is a predicted model, not a curated record. Gene Ontology annotation, cellular component: anaphase-promoting complex.
GUCACAAACUCACCCCUCGUCCGCUCUCCUAUGCCUCCUUGACAGAAAACAGAAAGAAACGUACUCCUAGUCGAAAAUAUUUGGGUAAAACACAGUUUUUUUCCAGCAACGUGUUUCUCUCCUAGAAGCCGGCUGGAAAGAUGGCGGGAGGCACGCACACCACACGUGACCCGACGCAGUGACGUGUAACGUGCGCUGGAUGCAGCGGUGAAACAAAACGGAGUUAAAAUCUGUUUUGUGUGAGACUAACCUAAUCCCAUGCUUUGUACGGAUGGCCACCCCGAGCAAGACACCACCCGGUGCCGACCCGAAGCAGCUGGAGCGGACCGGGACCGUGCGGGAGAUCGGUUCACAGGCGGUGUGGUCCCUGUCGUCCUGUAAGCCAGGGUUCGGGAUGGAUCAGCUGAGGGAUGAUAACCUGGAAACCUACUGGCAGUCAGAUGGAUCUCAGCCUCACCUGGUCAACAUUCAGUUCAGGAGGAGGACGACGGUGAAGAUGUUGUGUAUUUAUGCUGACUAUAAGUCAGACGAGAGCUACACCCCGAGUAAGAUCUCUGUCCGGGUGGGAAACAACUUCCACAACCUCCAGGAGAUCCGGCAGCUGGAGAUGGUGGAGCCCAGCGGCUGGAUCCACAUCUCUUUACUAAAUCAGAGAACCAACGAGCCCAUCAGCACCUUCAUGAUCCAGAUCGCCGUGCUCGCCAACCACCAGAACGGCAGAGACACACACAUGCGUCAGAUCAAAGUCUACACGCCCGUGGAGGAGAGCUCCAUCGGCAAAUACCCACGAUGCACCACGGUGGACUUCAUGAUGUACCGAACCAUCAGGUGAUCCGGGGGUCUGGGCUCUGACAGAGACUUGAGUUCUGGAGCCGUGACCCGGUCCGACGCCAGCGUUUAAGUAUUUACUCCACAGCGAUGAGGGAAGCCUUCUGGUUUACAGUAGAUUAGAGUCUUUUUGUGCCAACGUGUUUUUCUAUUUGUUAAAUUAAAGAUCUGAAACCCAGAA